Messenger RNA from Juglans microcarpa x Juglans regia, 958 nucleotides. Its product is annotated as cilia- and flagella-associated protein 20. The transcript is spliced from 6 exons. The record is from RefSeq and is a predicted model, not a curated record. Lineage: Eukaryota; Viridiplantae; Streptophyta; Magnoliopsida; Fagales; Juglandaceae. The coding region runs from base 14 to 721 and encodes 235 amino acids.
CCCGCCCCAACCCAUGCUAGUUUCCAGAGAGCCGUUUCAAAAAGAAAAUCUCUCUCUCUCUCUCUCUCCCGAGUCUCCAACCAAACCCCGCGGCACUCUUUCCCGAGAAAGUCUUUUACUGGGAAUCAAACAAGCUGAUCAAGUGAAAAUGUUUAAGAACACGUUCCAGUCUGGAUUUUUGUCCAUUCUAUACAGCCUUGGGAGCAAACCUUUACAGAUAUGGGACAAAGAAGUUGUCAAUGGCCAUGUAAAGCGACUGCAGGAUGAAGACAUACAAUCCAAUGUCCUCGAAAUAGUUGGAUCAAAUAUACAAUCCACAUACAUCACAUGCCCAGCUGACCCAUCUGCAACACUUGGUAUAAAACUACCAUUUUUGGUCGUGAUUGUGAAGAAUCUAAAGAAAUAUUUUACAUUUGAGAUUCAAGUUUUGGAUGAUAAGAAUGUCAGGCGGCGUUUCCGAGCUUCUAAUUUUCAAGCUGUCACUCGAGUGAAACCAUAUAUCUGCACCAUGCCACUGAGGAUGGACGAGGGCUGGAAUCAAAUUCAGUUGAAUCUGGCUGAUUUUACAAGGAGAGCCUAUGGGACCAACUAUGUUGAGACUUUGCGUGUUCAGGUUCAUGCAAACUGCCGCCUGAGGAGGAUAUAUUUCUCUGACCGCCUAUACUCGGAGGAAGAGCUCCCACCAGAGUUUAAGUUGUAUCUGCCCAUGCAGAAAGCAUGACAAAUUUCACGACAGGAGAGGCUCCACAAGCAGUUAUAUCCGAAAGAGUUGGAUUUUGAGAUCUAUAUUGUGUACUAUUUUUACUGCCAAUUAAUCUCCUCUUAUCUAUCUUUCUAAGAUGAUCCACAGAUGCAGCUUACUUGCCGUAUCUGAAUAUAGGAGCAUGAGUUGGAUUGAUCAUGUGCAUGCUAUACGUUUGGAAUUUUAAUUCUGAAUUCCCUUGCUUAUCUUUGUUAA